AUGACAAUUGACACUGAAUUUGAUAAAAAGCAUAUCUGGCAUCAAUAUUCUUCACUGACCAAUCCAAUUCCAACAUAUUCGGUUGUUAAAACCAAUGGUGCUUCUAUCACCCUAGAAGAUGGUAGGGAUUUAGUUGAUGGUAUGAGUUCUUGGUGGUGUCAAAUUCAUGGAGGCUGUAAUCCAGAAUUGAAUCAAGCCAUUUAUGAUCAAGUACCAAAAUUCACACACUUUAUGUUUGCUGGAGUCUCUCAUGAACCUGCCACAGAGUUGUCAAAGAAAUUGAUUGAGAUUACACCAGAAGAAUUAGACAGUGUGUUUUAUGCUGAGUCGGGCUCUGUUGCUGUUGAAGUUGGUUUAAAAUUGGCACAUUUAUACUGGCAAGGAAAGAAAGAAAUGGGAGAAAGCAAGUUACCUAAAGAUCGUUUUCUCACUGUAAACUAUGGUUAUCAUGGUGAUACUUUUGGAGCAAUGUCAGUUUGUGAUCCUGUUAAUUCUAUGCAUAGAACUUAUAGUGGUUAUUUGACUCAAAACUAUUUUGUUAAUACACCUACUACCAAAUUUGGCGAAACUUGGAAUCCAAAAGAUAUCUCUGAUUUUGAAUCAACAUUGAAACAAAAUCAUGAAAGAAUUGCAGCAGUUAUCUUAGAGCCAAUUGUUCAAGGUGCUGGUGGUAUGAGAAUAUAUCACCCUCAAUUCUUGAAGAAAGUUAAAGAGCUUUGUGUUGAAUACAAUACUUUAUUGAUACUGGAUGAGAUUGCCACAGGAUUUGGUCGUACAGGUAAAUUAUUUGCACAUCAACAUGCUGAUAUUGUACCAGAUAUCUUACUUUGUGGGAAAGGUUUAACAGGUGGUUAUCUCCCUUUAUCUGCUGUUUUAAUGACAAGAGAUAUUGCAAACUUUGUAUGUGAAAGCCCAGCUAAAAGAUUUUUUCAUGGCCCUACAUAUAUGGCCAAUGCUUUAGCAUGUGCUGUUGCUAAUAAGAGUUUGGAGAUACUUUCAAGAAAUGAAUGGCAAUCACAGGUCUCAAACAUUGAGAAAACGUUCCAACGAGAAUUAUUUGAGAAAAUUGAAAGCCUGAAUCUUAGCUAUGUUGAAGAUAUGAGAGGUAUUGGUGCACUGGCAGUUAUUCAAUUAACAAAACCAUAUGAAACUGAAGUUUUGCAAGCAAAAUUUGUUGAUGCUGGUGCUUGGGUCCGUCCCUUUGGUAAGCUAAUAUAUUUGAUGCCACCCUUUGUUAUCACUCAAGCGCAACUUAAUACUUUAUGUGAAGCAGCCGUGAGUGUUGUUAAGAGUUUAGAAAGUCUAUAA
Molecule: messenger RNA, 1308 nt
Organism: Hansenula anomala
Lineage: Eukaryota; Fungi; Ascomycota; Saccharomycetes; Phaffomycetales; Wickerhamomycetaceae
Exons: 1
Coding region: 1-1308 (435 amino acids)
Biological process (GO): biotin biosynthetic process
Molecular function (GO): S-adenosyl-L-methionine:8-amino-7-oxononanoate transaminase activity; pyridoxal phosphate binding
Source: RefSeq, a predicted model, not a curated record